Prunus armeniaca (apricot) is the source of this 495-nucleotide messenger RNA. The record is from the annotation of a GenBank genome assembly. NCBI's taxonomy places the organism in Eukaryota, Viridiplantae, Streptophyta, Magnoliopsida, Rosales, Rosaceae.
AUGACCAUCCAAUUGAUACUCAUUUUAAACAUACAAGAAGCGAUUUCCGAUGGAAAAGGACCUGUCAACCCGAAGGGUGUACAGUAUUAUAACAAUCUUAUUGAUGAACUAAUCAGCAAUGGAAUUCAGCCACAUGUUACUUUACACCACAGUGAUCUCCCACAAGCACUUGAAGAUGAGUAUGGAGGAUGGGUUGGUCGAGAGAUUGUAAAAGACUUCACAGCAUAUGCAGAUGUAUGCUUCAAAAUUUUUGGCGACAGAGUUCUGUAUUGGACUACCAUGAAUGAACCUAAUAUUUUUUCACUUGGGGGUUAUGAUAUUGGAAUUCUUCCGCCACAACGGUGUUCAGCUCCAUUUGGUGUGAAUUGUUCUAGGGGUAACUCUUCAGUAGAGCCAUACAUUGUAGCUCAUCAUCUAUUGCUAUCUCAUGCAUCGGCAGCUAGAUUGUACAAGAAAAAGUACCAGAACAUCAAACCUUUACAAGUAAGACUAUAG